AUGGGCAAUCAAAAUGUCUGUCAUGGUGCCAUUGGUAAUGACAACAUUAAGGGUUUUUGUGAGGUCAUUAGCAAAAUGGUGAAAGAGAUUGGUGACUUGAAGACUGACCUCAACAUGAUAAAAAAGGCUACUAUGGGUGAGAAGGUUCUGUCUGAGAAUGUUAAAGAAUUAACGGUUGCUAUUAACAAGGCGAAAUCUAUUGAGGCUAUGGUUAGUAAAAUUAUGGAAAUGGAAAAGAAGGUGAAGGAGCUAGAAGGGAUCAGAGAUGAUAAGAGUCUGGAAACUAACCUAAAAAAUCUGGUCAAUAGAGUGGAUAGGAUGGAGCUUACUGGCCUAUCUAUCCCUGAAUGGACUCUACCUGAAAAGGGGUGGAUUAAGAUUAAUUUUGAUGGUGCAUCGAGGGGCAACCCAGGGGCUUCGGGUGUUGGGGUGAUUGUCCGCGAUGAUCGGGGCAACAUGCUGGCCAUUGGUGCUAAGAGAUUGGUGGAUGGAACGAACAACGUUGCUGAGUGUCAAGCAGCGUUAGAAGAAAUCCUAAUGGCUGGGAAAUUGGGGGUCAGGAAACUUCAUUUGGAAGGCGACUCUCAAGUUGUGGUGAAUGGGAUAGCUCGAGGUCGAAUGGAAGCAUGGUUUUUAGACAAGUAG
Messenger RNA from Cryptomeria japonica (Japanese cedar), 645 nucleotides. RefSeq lists its product as uncharacterized. The transcript is spliced from 2 exons. The record is from RefSeq and is a predicted model, not a curated record. Bases 1 to 645 code for a protein of 214 amino acids. Gene Ontology annotation, molecular function: RNA-DNA hybrid ribonuclease activity; nucleic acid binding. NCBI's taxonomy places the organism in Eukaryota, Viridiplantae, Streptophyta, Pinopsida, Cupressales, Cupressaceae.